UUCCGUUGUCAGGUGGCGGCGCCGCAGCCAUGGAGGGAGGCGGCGGCGGUGGCUCGGGUUGCUGCGCUGGGAGGCGGCGGUGAGCGGCUCCCACGCCCCCGGCCCGGCCGCGGCCCCCCGGGACGGAGCGCCGAGCAGCCCCGGCUCCGGGCUGCGGACUAUGGGAUAGCAGUGCUGACCCCUCGGGAAAGAGCUGAGAAUGAAGCGGAGAGCAUCUGACAGAGGAGCUGGGGAAACGUCAGCCAGGGCCAAGGCUCUAGGGAGUGGCAUUUCUGGAAAUAACGCAAAGAGAGCAGGACCGUUCAUCCUGGGUCCCCGUCUGGGCAACUCACCAGUACCGAGCAUUGUGCAGUGUUUGGCGAGGAAAGAUGGCACAGAUGACUUCUAUCAGCUGAAGAUCCUUACCCUUGAGGAGAGGGGCGAGCAAGGACUAGAGAGCCAAGAGGAGAGGCAGGGCAAGAUGCUGCUGCACACCGAGUACUCUCUGCUUUCCCUGCUGCACACACAGGAUGGCGUGGUCCACCACCAUGGCCUCUUCCAGGAUCGUACCUGUGAAGUGGUUGAGGACACAGAGUCCAGCCGGAUGGUUAAAAAGAUGAAGAAGCGCAUCUGCCUUGUCCUGGACUGCCUCUGUGCACAUGACUUCAGCGACAAGACCGCUGACCUGAUCAAUCUGCAGCACUACGUCAUCAAGGAGAAGAGGCUCAGCGAGCGAGAGACUGUGGUCAUCUUUUAUGACGUGGUCCGAGUGGUGGAAGCCCUACACCAGAAAAACAUUGUUCAUAGAGACCUGAAGCUUGGAAACAUGGUGCUCAAUAAAAGGACCCAUAGGAUAACUAUCACCAACUUCUGUCUUGGAAAGCAUCUUGUGAGUGAGGGGGACCUGCUGAAGGACCAGAGGGGGAGCCCGGCCUACAUUAGUCCUGAUGUGCUCAGUGGCCGGCCAUACCGGGGCAAGCCAAGCGACAUGUGGGCCCUGGGUGUGGUGCUCUUCACCAUGCUGUAUGGCCAGUUCCCCUUCUAUGACAGCAUCCCACAGGAGCUCUUCCGCAAGAUCAAGGCUGCUGAGUACACCAUCCCUGAAGAUGGGCGGGUCUCUGAGAACACAGUGUGUCUCAUCCGAAAACUGCUAGUCCUUGACCCCCAGCAACGCCUGGCUGCUGGCGAUGUCCUGGAGGCCCUCAGUGCCAUCAUUGCAUCAUGGCAGUCACUGUCCUCCCUGAGCGGACCCUUGCAAGUGGUUCCUGACAUCGAUGACCAAAUGAGCAGUGCAGACAGCUCCCAGGAGGCAAAGGUAACAGAGGAAUGCUCUCAGUACGAGUUUGAGAACUACAUGCGGCAGCAACUGCUGCUAGCUGAAGAGAAGAGCUCCAUCCACGAGGCCCGGGGCUGGGUACCCAAGCGGCAAUUCGGCAGCGUGCCACCAGUGCGAAGGCUGGGCCAUGAUGCGCAGCCCAUGACCUCUUUGGACACGGCCAUCCUGGCACAGCGCUACCUGCGGAAAUAGUGCCCUCAGCCAAGGGCACCAGCCCCAGCACACUUCUCCCCCCAACGAGAGGCCUAGCCAUCGGGCCUGGGCUCCGUAGUGCUAGACUAACUCUCCUAAGCAAUGGGGACAAGGCAAGGGACAGGGACAGCCCAGGUCACAGCUGGGGUCAACAAAGGUACCCCGAAGCUACCUUUUGGGAUGAUUGCUUGAUUGUUUGGUUUUUGUUAAUCUGAGACGCCUAGAUACCUAAUCUGCUUUUAAUCAUGACAUUUUAAUCUACCUCUGUCUCUUUAACCAUGCUGUCUCUGGACUGAGUGCCUGGAGGAGGAGAGGGAAGCCUGCCUGCUCACUGCCCAGGCCCUGGUACAACCACCAUCUGGCCCAGACCAUUGCUCCCCACAGUCCAAAUAAGCUGACCAUGCAGCUAGCUGCUGGCCCUCAAUGAGCACCCCCUCCCCCCUCUCCUGGCCUUGCCCUCAGUCUAAGCUUUGGAACACUUUCACCUCAUCUUCCGCCCAAUCCAAAUAUAUUUAUUUUUUUACUGAAACCAACUUCUCUCACAUCUCUAGGCUCAGCCCAUGGCCACUCCCUGACCCCCAGCCUGGCUGGACAACAGGGUCGAUACCUGCAUGUGGGCUCCCUUCUCUCCCCUGGGCACCUAGGAGCCCCCUUGUCAGCCCCUCUCAGCUCUCAGCCCUCAGCCCACCAGGCCCUCUGUUUCUGGUAAUAGGAGACCUUUCUAGACUUGGCUCUUUCUCUGUCUCAGUAGCUUCUCUGAGGUGCUGUACAUGCACACUAGCCCUGCUUCCUCCUCCAUCCUUCACGUGGUAUCCAGGUAACAUGGACACAAUGUGAAGGGACUGGUAGCCAGCUCUGGAGGAUGCUCUGGGCCUGCUGCAGACGGGCCACUUGCCUGCUUUUUUUCUCCCCUAUAUUCUUGUGCUCAGAGACCCUUUCAUCCUGCCUCAGAACAGAUGUCAUGUCUCCCCCAGCAGACCCUGGACAGAUGCCUACAUGGGAGUGGUAGGCUUAUGGGGAGGUGUGUAGGGGCCGGGGUCCUACCUGUCUGGUUUGAGAACAUGCCUGCUACCCUUUUUGAGCCGAAAUUUUGAAGUGGAUGCCUGUCUUGCCAGAAAUGCUGUUCUCAUCAGAAUGCCCCUUCACCCGCUGGACUUUCCCUACCCAGUACUAAGCAAAGACCCAGCUCUGGUGGCCUACGACCCAUGCACCCCUCAGAGAGGCCAAAUCUCCCUCCAGGCAGCCCUUGGCCCUUCCUGCCUCUUCUUGCUCCCUAAUGGGGAAGCCAACGUGUUUUUCAGAGUGUGAGCUGCUCCCCCCAACCCCGAAAAGCUGACUCACUGUGAGUGACCUUGGGCAAGUUCCCAAACCUCCUUGUGCCUCAGUUUCCCCAUCUGGAAAAAAUGGGGCCACCUCUUGCCAGCAGUAGCAGGGCUGCCCAUGCCCCUUCCUUCCCAUUCCCCCUAACCAGCACUGGGCGCCUUGUGCCUCUGUCUCGCUGGGUCUGUGGGAACCUGAGCCCGGCACUUACUCCCUAGCACCCAGCUCUGCCUCCAGCCAUCUAGCUGCUGAGAGCCGGGGUAUGGUGCUGUGGGGGAGGGCUCUUUUCUAUAUUUAUUUGAUAAAAGUCUCCCAAGGGAGCAGAAAUGCAGACAGCCUGGGCUCCCAGCCUGAGACUGCCCUCCGGUAAGGCUAUGAGGUCUGGCCAGAGCCCUCCUGGGUAGAGACCUGCCCAGCCCCUCUGGCCUACAUCCAUGUGCGGUCUUUCCCCUCCUUUUCAAAGCAAUACCCUCAGGUCUGCAGAGCCCCAUCAGAGAGCCUGGUUCCUUUCAAGGUCAAGCCUGGGUCUGAUGGUGUUUCUAGCGACACAGAUAGGAGGAGGUUGCGUCUGCCCUCACUGGUGUCACACACUGAGAGAAGUCCUAUUGUAAAGAGAAAACAAAAUGGAAAAAGUCACAAAAAAGUUUGUAUAAAGACGUAUUUUUGUACUACAUGGGGACUCUUCCUGCAUGUCAGCAAUAAAAUUUCCUGAUCUGGAGCCAC
This is a messenger RNA of Nannospalax galili (Upper Galilee mountains blind mole rat), 3550 nucleotides long. It is a transcript of the gene Stk40, whose product is annotated as serine/threonine kinase 40. Gene Ontology annotation, biological process: protein phosphorylation. The coding region runs from base 200 to 1507 and encodes 435 amino acids. The record is from RefSeq and is a predicted model, not a curated record. Gene Ontology annotation, molecular function: protein kinase activity; ATP binding. NCBI's taxonomy places the organism in Eukaryota, Metazoa, Chordata, Mammalia, Rodentia, Spalacidae. The transcript is spliced from 11 exons.